AUGUUUUCAUUCUUUAGCGAUGAUUCCUGUGGUGGUGGAUGGGUCUGUGAACAUCGUUGGAGACAAAUUUAUAGUUUCGUCCAGUUUCGAAAUGUAGCCUGGGGUUAUCCAGUUGAAAAUUGGUGGGAUAAUGGUAACAAUCAAAUUGCAUUCUCUCGUGGAAACAAAGCAUUUGUUGCAAUUAACAAUGAUGAUUAUUCAAUGGAACAAUGGUUACAGACUGGGUUGCCAGCUGGUGAAUAUUGUGAUAUUAUUUCUGGUAAUUUGCAGAAUGGUAACUGUACAGGAAGACAAAUAACAGUCUAUGAAGAUGGUAAGGCUAUGAUAUCAAUUGCUAAUUCGGAACAGGAUCCAAUUCUCGGAUUACAUGUGGAAGCAAAAUUAUCGUAG
Messenger RNA from Didymodactylos carnosus, 390 nucleotides. NCBI's taxonomy places the organism in Eukaryota, Metazoa, Rotifera, Eurotatoria, Philodinida, Philodinidae. The record is from the annotation of a GenBank genome assembly.